UUGAAGUCAUAGGAAAAACAUGACAAGCUCUAUAUAAAUCAAGUUCUCGAAAGUGUUAGUCAUUCGAAAAGGUAGCAGCAGAUGCUGAGAACUAUGCGCAUUGAGAACCUCUGCUCCACCGUGCAGCUGAAUGGAUGGCAGGCUCUGCUGGAUGACAAACCAGAGUCAGGCCAGGAUCAUUGGGAAAGAGCUCAUUUACGUUCCUUACAGCUCUACAAAGCUGUAGUUAAGGGGGACACCAGAGGGCUUCGUACCCUCCUUAAAAGGAAUUAUAUUGAUGUUGAUGUACUUUACAAUGUGAGCCGUGAGGAACUUCAGUGGCAAGCUCAUCCAGACACAACAUUUGGACCUUCAGGUCUUUGGUCUUUGGAAUAUAAAAGAGAACUGACAAGCCCACUGUGCAUUGCUGCUGCACAAGGUUUUACUGAAUGUCUGCAAUAUUUACUGGAUCACGGCGCACACCCCAACCUUAUCGCAGGAGGAAAGGCUGCACUUCACGAGGCCUGUGCCAAUGCCAACACUGAAUGUGUGGAGCUACUGCUUGAAUAUGGAGCUAAUGCCAACCAGAUGACAGAAGAGGGGCUGACUCCCCUACAUUUCUGCAGGACACAACAAUCACUACGUUGUGCAAAAGCCUUGGUGAGAUAUGGCGCAACGGUGAACAUACCCAGUGAAGAAGAGGAAGAAAUAGCACUGCACGUGGCAGCUAGGCACGGGCUGCCUCAACACGCGCAGCUUUACCUGAGAUUUGGUGCCUGUGUGAAUUACGUCAGCGCUUCCGGUGACACGCCGCUAGGGGUUGCUUGUGGGGAAGCCCCAGAAAAUGCAGCCGAGAGCCAAGAUGAUCUCUACCUCGAGGUCUGUCGUCUCCUCCUGACCUACGGUGCUAACGUUAACUUGGCUGAUAAAGAGCGCCGGGCUCCUCUACACAAGGCGGCCCGUAACGUUCAGCGUAAGAUAGUGGAGCUUCUCCUCGAUCACGGAGCAGAUGUAAAUGCCAUUGACUAUAAUGGGUGUACUCCGUUAUCUAGUGUGCUACAGAGCUCUGUGGUUCGUCAAGAGUGGUAUCCUCACAUCCUUGUUCAGACCUUGUUAAAUCACGGCUCUAUUAAAGUAUGGCCACAAGCACUGCUGAAGGUAUUAACAGCCUGUGCAGAGGCACCUAAAACUGUGGAGAUCCUGUUUAACUCAUAUACACUUGUUCCUGUAACUUACAAAUGGGUUGAAGCUAUACCCGAGGAAACGUUUCAUCUUCACAGAUCCUUUUAUGAGUCUCUUUUUGCACUGGAACACAAACCCCGUAGUUUACAGCAUCUGUGUCGGUCUGCACUGAGGAAACAUUUUGGGAAGAACUGCUACUUACUCAUUCCCAGACUCCCUGUGCCAAACUCCCUGAAGCAAUAUCUGCUACUGGAACCUGAAGGAUAUAUUGACUAGAGUUAAACCUUGAUUUUUUUUUUUUAAGAAGGCAUUUAGAAGACAUUUUGUGUUGUUAUUGACUGUCUUUAGAUUUACUUUUGAGAGCUCAUUCUUGUUUACACUUGCAAUGGUUUUAUGUUUCUGCUGUUUUAUGAUGAUACUUUUCAUUUUUUUGAAUGACAGUGUGGUAGAUGUGAUAAAUUAAUUUAUAUAAAUGUGCCAGUAUGCCUCACUGUCCAAAAAUGUGUUAAGGUAACAGUUAUUAAAUUGUCCUUGUGUGUGAAUGGAAAUGUGUGUUUGUGGUGCCCUGCGGUUGACUGCCAAUUUAUUUAGGCUCUACCCUGCCUGCUGUGACCCAAAAUGCUGUAAAGUCUCAAGCUCUCCCUGCAGAACCAGUGAACCAUAAAAAGGAUAAGCCGUUUUGAUGGAUGGAUGGACAGAUGGAUACCAAUUAAGUUAAUUUAAUGUUUACUACAUAAUUAUUUUGCUGUAAAUUAUUUUUCCUUAAAUAAAAUCUAUUUCAUCAAAUCUA
Molecule: messenger RNA, 1951 nt
Organism: Paramisgurnus dabryanus
Lineage: Eukaryota; Metazoa; Chordata; Actinopteri; Cypriniformes; Cobitidae
Source: RefSeq, a predicted model, not a curated record